AUGACUGCUGGAAAGUUUGCAUUCCAAUGGAGGCCUUGGGCGAACCUACAGGCUUACUAUGCGGCUGUCUUUAUUUUAAUCGGCUCAGUUAUCAGUGCAUGGUUUCCCAAUCGAUUUGUCGCAGGAGCCAACCUGUUUAUCAGUCUGCUCAUUAUUGGCUUGGAGCAUCCGUUUCCAUACAUGGAUAAACUUGGAUUCGUUUCAAACAACCUGUAUCUACGAGCACUCUUGUAUGCGGCAUGUGUUGUUCCUGGAUUGAUUCAAGCACCGACACAUACUGGAGUGCUAUGUCUGUCCUGUGCAGCACUGACAUACUUGUGGGCUGCAGUGUGUGGUGAAUCGGGAGCUCCUGCUGGAAAAGGCAGUGGGAAAAGCGCUACGUAA
Messenger RNA from Batrachochytrium dendrobatidis JAM81, 384 nucleotides. RefSeq lists its product as uncharacterized. The transcript has 2 exons. The record is from RefSeq and is a predicted model, not a curated record. Bases 1 to 384 code for a protein of 127 amino acids. Gene Ontology annotation, molecular function: heme binding. NCBI's taxonomy places the organism in Eukaryota, Fungi, Chytridiomycota, Chytridiomycetes, Rhizophydiales.